Dicrocoelium dendriticum is the source of this 768-nucleotide messenger RNA. Lineage: Eukaryota; Metazoa; Platyhelminthes; Trematoda; Plagiorchiida; Dicrocoeliidae. The record is from the annotation of a GenBank genome assembly.
AUGUAUCAAUUCUUAUCUCGUUGCAAACUCUUUCCUUUCAUCAACCUUCGGUCUGGGAUUACAAUGGCCUGGCAUUCGGGCGGAAGAACGCACGAGGAGUUAGUAAACAAUUUGUUCAAUAAUGGCAUCAUCCGUACUCCUAGCAUCAAAGAAGCCAUGAUGAGUGUGGACCGCGGACUCUUUUCCAAAAGCCAACCUUAUGAUGACAGCCCCAAGCCAAUUGGUUAUGCUGCAACCAUAAGUGCACCACAUAUGCACGCACAUGCCUUGGAAGCUCUUAAGGAAAGACUGUACCCUGGAGCUCAUGUGCUCGACGUUGGCUCUGGUUCAGGCUAUCUUACCGCAUGUAUGGCCGCAUUGGUCGGACCAGACGGAGUCGCAGUUGGGGUGGAGCACAUCCCCGAGCUGACCAAAAUGGCAACGGAGAACGUAGCGAAUUGGUUGCAACAAAGUCCCGUGGCAAAACAGAAAGGUAUCAAGCUGGGAAAACAAAUUAAGCUUAUCACUCACGACGGUCGUUUGGGGUGGCCGGAAGAUGCGCCAUACGAUGCAAUUCACGUGGGUGCCGCUGCAUCAUCCAUUCCACAAGCACUUUAUGAUCAACUAAAACCUGGUGGACGUUUGAUCUGUCCCCACGGGCCCGAGGGUGGUAAUCAAGUCCUUGCUCAAAUCGAUCGCCUUCCCGACGGGACGUUCAAGGAAACAAACCUGAUGGGUGUCAUAUACGUUCCCCUUACCGAUAGGGAGCGUCAGCUGCGCCAUCGGUAA